AGUCGACCCUCACUUGUCUCUGUGUUUACAUCAGACGACCACAACUUGCGGAGUCGAGCAGCUUAUGUAAAAAUUGCUCCCUUUUUAUGCCGUUUUAACACAUCUCACCACGUUUUAGAGAUGUUCAGUACGUCGAGCAAUUUGCUGCAGAACCAGGUUGUGUUGCCGUUGUCAUAUAUCAUAUCCCAGUAUUCGGGAAAGUGUGGUCCACGACAGCAUAACAAGAAUACUCAAAAGAGCAUCAAUAACAGUUCAUCAGUGGUUAACAUUGUAUGCUCAGAGAGUCUAGCAGAGACAGUUGAACAUCUUGGAGAAUCAGGUUUAAGACAGAUUAGUCAGCUGAUUACCCCUCAGCUUCUCCAGGACCUUUCUUUAUAUGGCCCAAAGUUGAAUCUGCCUUUCCCCUCAAGCCAGUCCACAGCACAUCGAGCCUUAUCAUCUGCUUCUCGUCUUUAUGUUGGGAAGAGAGGAGCUUGGCAUGAGUCCCAUAUAUCAGCCAACACAUUCUCAGAGAACAAAGGGAAUGGGAAGCCCUUAUCUACCUUCUGCGGAGAUGUGCGUCUUAAGCCUGUCUUUGCAGUGACUGAGAGACUGCUUAUGUCGAAGCCUUUGCAUCAAGCAGUUUUGACUCAGCAACGUGGCUUCAAGACACAGCAGUCCAUCGAGCGUGAAUCCCUAAGGCAAACCACAGUUGCUGACCGGUUGCGAGAUGGCCUGAAGUCCAGACAGCGCUCCAGUAGGAAUAUCCAGCAGGAGGCAGAGAGUAAUGCGAAGUUAAAAGGUAUGCUGACAGAGGAAUCAUCUUCUGAGGUUCGCAAAAACAUGAAGGUGGCUUUUGCAGAGGGAUAUCUGGCAGCAGAACCUCAGAAGCAGCAAUCACGUACCAUGAGGUGGAUCAGGAACUUCCAACAAGUCCUGGCCAUUGUCGUGUUCAUUGCUAUUCUCUUCUCACUAAUGGGCGGUAUGGGAGGGUCCAUGUUCCGAAUGCAUGUAGGAAAUGGCAACGAGGUCCACCCAGAAGAAAUCAUUGUCUCCUUCAAGGAUGUCAGAGGGGUAGAAGAAGCCAAACAGGAACUACAAGAAAUUGUGGAGUUCCUGCGAAAUCCAGAGAAAUUUACCUCAUUGGGGGCUGAGUUGCCAAAGGGUGUACUUCUCGUGGGUCCUCCAGGCACAGGCAAGACGCUUUUGGCUCGGGCAGUAGCAGGGGAGGCAGGGGUGCCUUUCUUUCAUGCAGCUGGCCCAGAGUUUGAUGAGAUCCUGGUGGGCCAAGGGGCACGGAGAGUUAGGGAUCUCUUCCGUGCUGCUAAGAUGAGAACUCCAUGUGUCAUAUUCAUAGAUGAAAUUGAUUCUGUUGGCGCCAAGCGAUCAAAUUCAGUACUCCAUCCCUAUGCCAACCAAACAAUCAACCAGCUGCUUUCGGAAAUGGAUGGUUUCCACAAGAAUGAUGGAGUUAUAGUCCUGGGGGCCACCAAUAGACGGGAUGACCUUGAUAAGGCCCUUAUGCGUCCAGGAAGAUUUGAUGUAGAGGUUCAGGUCCCAAUUCCAGACUUGGCCGGAAGGAAGGAGAUAUUUGAUUAUUACUUAGGUAAAAUCAAAGUUGGUAAUGAUGUUGACGUGAAUGUUCUCUCGAGAGGAACAACAGGUUUCACAGGUGCUGAUAUAAAAAAUGUAACCAAUCAAGCAGCACUAAGAGCAGCAGCUGAUCAGGUCGAUUCAGUCUCCAUGAAACAUUUGGAGGCAGCUAGAGAUAAAGUACUUAUGGGUCCAGAGAAGAAGUCGCGUAUCCCAGAUGAGGAAGCCAACCUUGUUACUGCAUACCAUGAAGGUGGUCAUGCACUGGUAGCUCAUUACACCAAGGACUCCCAUCCACUUCACAAAGUCACAAUCAUUCCCAGGGGCCCAUCGCUUGGACAUACUGCCUAUAUCCCUGCAAAGGAGCAGUACCACAUGACAAGAAGUCAGAUGCUUGCCACCAUGGACUCCCUCAUGGGAGGCCGAGCGGCAGAGGAACUUAUCUUUGGAACAGAGUUUAUCACAUCUGGGGCUUCUUCAGACCUAAAACAAGCCACGAGCAUUGCCACGCACAUGGUGAAGGACCUGGGCAUGAGUGAUCGUGUUGGCUUGAGGACCUUUGAAGACAACACUGGCCAGCUGAUCAGUACAGGAGACUCCCUUGGCCAGUCCACUAAGGAAGCUAUAGACCAUGAAAUCAAAAAAUUGUUGCAGGACUCAUACGAGCGUGCCAAAUCCAUUCUGAAAGCCCAUGCCAAGGAGCACAAAGCUCUUGCUGAGUCCCUCAUGAAGUAUGAGACUCUGGAUGCUGAUGACAUCAAGGCCAUCCUGGAUGGACGACCAGUGGCCAAGGACUUGUAGUUUGGGGUUGGGUAUAGGAUGCCUUAUUGUAACAAAGCCAGUCAUGUCAUAUUCAUCACAUUAUGACAAAAAAUAUUAAAGCUGUUGUGUUUCAUUUAUUUAAAGUGCAAAUAUCAUGAAGGAUAUUGAGUUUUAUGCAUUUCUAGUUUUUAAAAGAAUAACCCCUAAGUAAUAUAUAAAUUCUGGCAUAAGCAGUGUCUUUGGGGGGGAAGUACAUUUAGAAAAUGUGUGACAUUUAAAAAUAUUUUUACUUUGCUAUUAAGUCAUGGUAUUAGCAUCCCAUUUAACUUUUUCAUUGCCAUUCACUGUUCAUCUCCACAUCAUGAUUUCAGGCUGAUCAUAGCAUCACAGGGUAGAUAAUAGGUUUGUAAUGAGGUAGAUAAUAUCUCUGAGGGAGUUAGAGCUCAGGACCUAUAUUGUCUUAGUUAGAACUCUCCUUAUUUCUCAUCUUGUGAAUUAAAGUACAAUAAUAUUUAAAAAUGACUACAUUGUAUAUUUCCUUUGUAUAUUUUCUUUCCUAAAUCAUUUAAUUUUUAAAAGUGAAGAAAACUCUGGGAAUGUAAAAGAUAGACAUUAUUUGUUUUCAUUUUCAUUUUCUCAGUAUAGAAUGAAGAACAUAAAGUAUAUAAUUAUUGCAUAAUAUCACUUACACCAACAUUGCUCCUUUCAUACUUUUUAUCUUGAUAGGGAACAAAUAAUUAUUAAACAAGGUGCUGAUUGCAGGAGAAGACAGUUGCUGGGAUGAUCAAUCCUUUCAUUAUACUUUUCUAUUAAUGCAUAAUAGAUGGAAAAUAUUGUCAGUCAAUGAUUCCUUAAAAUAACAGAUGUGAUUUUCACAUGACACACUGUGGGAAGUUUAGAAUUUUUAAAUUCAUUUUGCACAGAUGUGUGUGUGAAUUUUUGUAAAUAGUAUGUUUUCAUUUCAUUAGUCUGCAUUUGGAUGUGACACAGUUGCAUUCCAGGCAAUAGUCAUUUUUAUUUUUUAUUACAUGAUACUAUGUUGUGAAUCUCUGUUCUUGAUGUGUUACAGAUCACACUGAUUGUUGUGGUCUGUUGAAGAAAUCAUUCUCAAUUUGAUACAUUUUGGAUUUUAACUCACAACCUGGUGAUCUACAGAUAUUUUGCUGAACUAGGUUUUAACCCAAUGCCACUGGGCAUGGCAUGUACAUACAUGCCAUGCCCACUGUGAGUUCACUUUAGUAAUUGUUUUUACACAUAGAUGGCUACACUUGUACUAAGUCACCAAUGAGCCAAUUAUGAGU
Messenger RNA from Penaeus monodon (black tiger shrimp), 3635 nucleotides. RefSeq names its product ATP-dependent zinc metalloprotease YME1L-like (gene YME1L). The transcript is spliced from 15 exons. Bases 121 to 2373 code for a protein of 750 amino acids. Lineage: Eukaryota; Metazoa; Arthropoda; Malacostraca; Decapoda; Penaeidae. Gene Ontology annotation, cellular component: mitochondrial inner membrane. Gene Ontology annotation, molecular function: ATP hydrolysis activity; ATP binding; metalloendopeptidase activity. Gene Ontology annotation, biological process: protein quality control for misfolded or incompletely synthesized proteins; mitochondrion organization. The record is from RefSeq and is a predicted model, not a curated record.